AUGACGAUAUGUUCAGGAUGUGGAAUAGUAUCAGAUACUACUAUUUGUUGUCCUAUUUGUUUAAAACAUAACAAAAAAAUAUUUUAUUGUUCUCAGGAAUGUUAUGAAAAAAACUACAAAGAUCAUAAGAAGUUUCAUUAUUUCAUUAAAAUAAUAAGUAAUGAAGAAAUAUAUAAUAAGAUAAAUGAAAAAAAUACAACUGACGUAAAUGGAAAUUUACCUGUUGUAAUUUUAAGUAAUGAAAACGAAAGUGAAAAUAACAGGAAUGAUAAAAUAAAAGUUUUUCAAAAUGAAAAGAAUUCUCUAGACGAAAAAGUUUUAGUAAAUGAAUAUAAUUCAGCUCCUGUUAAAGAUCAUGUAGAAACAAAUAUUUUUAAUAAUAAAAGAUACAAAAAUGGGAAGAAUGGUACUUUUGAAAGUAAAGAUAGAAAAAAAAAUUACAAUAAAUACAAAAAUAUUACAAAUGAUUAUUUAUUAAAUGAUAAAGAGGAAAGUUAUUCGAAAAAUUAUUUAAAAAAAAUUCCAUAUAAAAGCAAGAUAUCUUAUAUCACCAAUAUGAUAUCAUAUUUAUUUUCUAACAAAUAUAACUUAAUUUUACCAUAUUAUAAUGAUAUGGAUUUAAAACAUGGUAAAAAUGAUUUUAAAAACUCUAAAAUUAAAAAUAAAUUAACUGAUAAUCAAAUUAUUGAACUUAAAAAGAAGUUGAGAAUGAAAAAAAUUUUACAACUAAUAAUUCUUUUUAUACUUAUUUCAGUUAUAGUCAUCUUGUCAACUUUUAUGUUUUCCUUUAUAUUAGAAAGCUCACAUAAAAAAAUGCAAGUUAAUCAUAAAAAUUUAUCAAAUAAACAGGAUACCAACAAAAAUUCUGAUAUUACAGAAUUGAAGCAAUAUAUAAAAGUAAUUGAAAACUUACGAAAAGAAAUAAACGAGAUAAAAGAAGUUCUUUAUAUGCACAAUAUAUACAUAAAUAAAAAUUUUAACCUUAGUAACUCUUAUAAUAUAUUUAAUAACUUCAAUAAAAUAAAACCAAGUAUAUCAUCUCAUCACAAUAAAAAGAUAACUGACAAAUCAAGUAGUCUGACUUCACAUCUCUAUUACGACAAUUCUUAUUCUAACGAAAAUUAUAGCAAGAUAAAUAAUGAAGACGAUAAUUCAACUUUAAAGCAAUACCAUUAUGAUGUAAAUGAUAUUAACGAAUUAAACUCAACUGAUAAUAAAAAUAUAAAUAAAGAUAAUUACAAUCCAUCUAUUGAAAUUAGUGAAGAAACAAAUUCUUCAGAUGAUAAUACAGAGCAUACUUUAAGUAAUCAUCUUGAAAAUUCAUUUAACACUAAUGAAAAAAAAAGUGACAUAAAUAAAAUUCAAGAAGAAAAUAUUUCAAAUGAGGAAAUAGAUAAACAUAAUAAUCAGAAUUUUCUUAUGGAAAACCAACUGUACAAUGAAAAUAAUAAUAAUUUUAUAAAAAAUCACAAACCAAGUAACGAAUAUGAAGAAGCAACAAUAAGUAAUAGAAUUGUAAAUGAAGAAAAAAUUAUAAAUUCAAGUAGUAUAGGAAAUAAUAACAAAAUAAAAAAUGAAAUUUUAGAUAAUAAAAAUAUACAAAAUGAAAAUUUAAUAUAUAAUCAUGAAAUGAAAGAAAAACAUAAAAAGGGUUCAUCAAAAAUAGAAGAAAAUGAGAUAGAUAAAAGCAAUAGAAUGAAUAUAAUUGAAACAGAUGAAAAUUUAGAGAGAAAAAUUAUGAAUAGCAAAUUAAGCAAAAAAAAGCAAAAAACAAUUUAA
Plasmodium relictum is the source of this 1779-nucleotide messenger RNA. RefSeq names its product conserved Plasmodium protein, unknown function. NCBI's taxonomy places the organism in Eukaryota, Apicomplexa, Aconoidasida, Haemosporida, Plasmodiidae. Bases 1 to 1779 code for a protein of 592 amino acids. The record is from RefSeq and is a predicted model, not a curated record. The transcript has a single exon.